Messenger RNA from Chroicocephalus ridibundus (black-headed gull), 3605 nucleotides. RefSeq names its product tryptophan hydroxylase 1 (gene TPH1). The record is from RefSeq and is a predicted model, not a curated record. NCBI's taxonomy places the organism in Eukaryota, Metazoa, Chordata, Aves, Charadriiformes, Laridae. Gene Ontology annotation, molecular function: iron ion binding; tryptophan 5-monooxygenase activity. Gene Ontology annotation, cellular component: neuron projection. The transcript has 11 exons. The coding region runs from base 26 to 1450 and encodes 474 amino acids. Gene Ontology annotation, biological process: serotonin biosynthetic process; aromatic amino acid metabolic process.
CGUCCCGUCCCGUCCCGUCCCGCCGAUGCAUCCCGCGCCCCGCCGCGGCGGCUCGCUGGAGGCGGCCACCUGCCCGCGGGAGGCCGUCGGCCAGUUAAAUAAGUCAAACUACAUGAUGAUUGAUGAUAAUAAAGAGAAUGAAGACCAUGCGUCUGAAAGAGGAAGAACAGCCAUCAUUUUUUCCUUGAAGAAUGAAGUUGGAGGACUUGUAAAAGCAUUAAAACUCUUUCAGGAGAAGCAUGUAAAUCUGGUACACAUUGAGUCACGGAAGUCCAAGAGACGAAAUUCUGAGUUUGAGAUUUUUGUGGACUGUGAUAGUAACAGGGAACAACUGAAUGAGAUCUUCCAGCUCCUGAAAUCCCAUGUCAAUGUUGUCUCUAUGAACCCAACAGAGUAUUUCAACGUCCAGGAAGAUGACAUGGAGAAUGUUCCCUGGUUUCCGAAGAAGAUCUCAGAUUUGGAUAAAUGUGCAAACCGAGUGCUGAUGUACGGGUCCGAUUUGGAUGCUGACCAUCCAGGUUUCAAAGACAAUGUUUAUCGCAAGAGGCGAAAGUAUUUUGCAGACCUGGCUAUGAACUACAAACAUGGUGACCCGAUUCCCAAGAUUGAAUUCACUGAGGAGGAGAUCAAGACUUGGGGGACUGUGUACCGAGAGCUUAACAAGCUUUACCCGACUCAUGCCUGCAGAGAGUAUCUUAAAAACUUACCCUUGCUUACCAAAUACUGUGGAUACAGGGAAGACAAUAUUCCCCAGCUGGAAGAUGUGUCCCACUUCCUGAAAGAGCGCACAGGUUUCACCAUUCGCCCUGUUGCUGGAUAUCUGUCACCCAGAGACUUCUUGGCAGGAUUAGCAUUCAGAGUUUUUCACUGCACUCAAUAUGUUAGACACAGCUCGGACCCUCUCUAUACACCAGAGCCUGAUACUUGCCAUGAGCUCCUAGGCCAUGUCCCUCUUUUGGCUGAACCCAGUUUUGCUCAGUUCUCCCAGGAAAUUGGUCUUGCAUCACUUGGGGCAUCAGAUGAGGCUGUCCAAAAACUGGCAACAUGCUACUUCUUCACUGUAGAGUUUGGCUUGUGCAAGCAAGAGGGACAGCUACGAGUUUAUGGGGCUGGCUUGCUCUCUUCAAUUAGUGAGCUCAAGCACUCACUCUCUGGCAGUGCCAAAGUCAAGCCUUUUGAUCCAAAGGUCACCUGCAAGCAAGAAUGUCUCAUUACAACUUUCCAGGAGGUUUACUUUGUUUCUGAAAGUUUUGAAGAAGCAAAAGAAAAGAUGAGAGAGUUUGCAAAAACCAUCAAGCGCCCAUUUGGUGUGAAGUACAAUCCAUAUACUCAAAGCGUGCAGAUCCUGAAAGACAUGAAGAGCAUUGCUAGUGUGGUGAACGAGCUGCGUCAUGAGCUGGACAUUGUCAGCGAUGCCCUCAGCAAGAUGGGCAAGCAGCUGGAAGUUUAAUACUCCUGUCAGCACUGUGGUGCAACUCUUUUUUCUUUUCCCUACUGAUUUCUUUCAAGGCGUGUAAUGUGUUGUAUGCAGAAUUCUCUCCUUUACAAAUGGAAGAGUGAAUGGCCCAAAAAGAUAAUCGCUUUAUCUUGUUUCUCUAUGUAAAAUCCCGUCUUGUAUUCCUCCAUCCCCCUUUGAUAAAAAAAGGCCUGGAGUUGCCUUUGAGAAGCUGGUGGAGGAGUAGAGAAAUUGCUAGACUGGAGCAAAGUGUGGUCUGUGGAUCAGGGCUGGGAUCAGAUGCUACAAAAGGUGGCUUAUGAGGCAAUAAUGGAAUAAUUUGCUGCAGGGAAAUCUCAGUUUCUGACUCUAGUAGUCUAUGCUACUAAUUCUAUAGCAUUGCAGACUUUCUAGUGUAGCAGCUAUAGUAAUCAGUGCUUCUAAGUCUGUACUACUAAGUUUAAAACUUGAAUGAUUAAAAAGCAGGCAUCAGGACACAAAUAGCUGGAGGUUCACAAUGAUAAAAUUGAGGGGUCAAAUUUAGCUUUCAAAGGGAUCAUUCUUGCCCCCAAAGAAUUUCAAGUGUGCUGUUUGGCAUGCUUCUAGGCAGAGAUACAGAGCUGUUGCGUGAAGUCCUAAUUCUAUUUAAGAGAUUGCCAUCGGCUCAGAGUGUCAGGAUUUUUGUUUCUGUGCUUGAUAUUGCACCUGAGGUAAGACCUUUCCUUACAGAAAUACCAUUUGCCUUUUUCCCCGAUUGAAUUAAUUUAGCAAAAAAUAUAGCAAGCCAUGAGGUACUGACUUAGCAUAAUGCCUAAAACCAUUUCCAAAUUACAAUUUAAUAUUCAAAAUAGUUUCAUUGUUUCUAAAAUGACACCAACGUUCAUAGUCUAGUCUUUUUUUCUAAGAUUAAGUAUCCUAAGUGAUUGCUCUCUCACUUUAUUGACCUGCACAAGCUGCACAAAGAUAUGUUUUGUUUCUUCUUUACUAGGCCUGAAUACUUUCAUUCUCCAUCAAGCAAAUGAUAACUGAAAGGCCCAAGCAUUUCGUAGGAAUUCUGCAGCUAUGAAUGCAACAAACUACCUUGUAGCGUAAAGUAUGUCUAAUUCCAAAGAGCACUCUACAGGUACUGGGAAGCAGUGUCCUGCUGAAUUGUUUCUAUUGCAUAGUAGCAAACUUUGCAGUUUUGGGGGUUCCAUGGUUUGAAGCAUCCUGCAUAGCUGCACAAAGCUGUGCUGGCUGCUGUUUCUGCUGGCCCUGCUGAUGAAGUGAAUAUAUCUACAGGAUAUGAAACAUUUGAAUGGAAGAUCUGUGAUGUGCAGAGUGUAUUUAAUAGCACGCUAGGCACUGGUUCUUCAUAGGUAGAGCUUAUUAGAAAGCCAGAAUUUGCAGCUGUGAAGGUUGCUGGGAAAAAUUGGCUGAAAUCUUAAAUACACUGGAGAUGCUAGUCCAUGAUUUUGAGAACUUGAAAGGACUUUCAUGAACCUCUGUGCUUGAAAAUCAGUUUGCGUUUCAUAUGCUUUCUAGUAGGUCACAUCUGUUCCAUACGCAAUCGCUGGCCCAAUCUUUUCAAGUAUAUUCACUGCUUAAAUCAAGUCUAGAUCAGUUUUUUGUGACUAUUAAUCCAUCAUAACUUUUUUUUUAGGAACGUUUAAGACAGAAAUAUGGUCUACAACAUUUAUAGCUUACAUUACACUUUAAAAUAGAUUUUAGGAGCUUUGUCUUUCUGAAGAAGAAAACUUAUAAGUGAGUAGUAAGGGAGGAUCUAUUUUAUCUGCUUCUGUGAUAACAGUUAAUAUUCAGCUGCAUUUUUAAAAACGUUGGGAUUAUUAUGUUGUUGAAAUAUAUAUAGAUCUGUGUUCAAGUCUUUGUCUGAACUAUGCAUACAUUUCAUGUAGAAAACCUUAUACUUCCUAAACUAGCGCCUAAUUUGAAAUACUUUGGAAAACCAGAAAUUGUAUCUUUAUUUGCACUUGUGUAGCAAAAACUUAAGCAAACUGUAAAAAGAAGAUGCAUUUCCAUGGCAUUAACAAGUAUGUUUGGCUUUAUGCAUCCCAACCUUCUGGCUAUGUAGAACAGUAAUAAUUUAAAUGUCUUAAAACUAGUGUGGAGGCUUUAAAUGUCAAUGGAAUAAAUAUCUUGUUGGUAAUUAUUAGAAGCAAAAACCCCUUUA